Molecule: messenger RNA, 1719 nt
Organism: Pyricularia grisea
Lineage: Eukaryota; Fungi; Ascomycota; Sordariomycetes; Magnaporthales; Pyriculariaceae
Exons: 4
Coding region: 298-1368 (356 amino acids)
Cellular component (GO): membrane
Source: RefSeq, a predicted model, not a curated record
GCGCGGCGUCUGGCGCUUGUCUUGUCUUGCGGCUUACAUGGCGAAUUUGCUUACAGGGAAAUGACGCGCACACUUUCGAAAUCAUCAUCCUUUGACAGAUCAUUGUUGGCAAAUGCAGUGCGGCAGGAUUGAGUGAACUUUUAGAGUCUUCCUCGUUGAGUCCAAAGGCAAGGGAGGUACCUUACUUUUACAUAAGGGUUCCAGAAUAUCGCGAAACAGCGCCCCUCAGUGAGCAUCCCCCCCCAGAUUUGCGACAAUCUCAACCACCGAACACGAUAGGCCCGCAAUACGCCCAUAAUGGCCCUUCCAGCCUUGAAUGCGCUGGAGGAGUGCUCUGAUUUCUCAAAGACGGUCGAGCCCUUUCUCCCUCAGCUCUACGAGCUUCCCAACAAGCUAGUCGAGGUCUUUACGUCAGGUGGAAGCCUGCGCGCACUCUAUCUCAGCACCAACCCGCUCAUCUCCGCGUUCGCCUUUUCGCUCGUGCUAGGCUUUGUCUUCUUGGUUGUCGCCGAGAUCAACAAGAACUAUUCACAGGUUGAUAGAUGCUGGAGUCUAUUGCCUACAGUCUACCUGGCCCACUUCGACAUAUGGGCGCGCAUGGCUGGCCUGCCUAGCGAGAGACUGGAUACCGCCCUCUUCUUUAGCACCGUUUGGAGCAUUCGAUUGACAUACAACUACGCCCGAAAGGGAGGAUACAAUGUUGGCUCUGAGGAUUAUAGAUGGGAGAUUGUCCGCAAAAACGCCCCAGCAUGGGCUUUCCACCUCCUCAAUGUCGUCUUCAUCUCUUUCAUCCAGAGCGUCCUCCUCUUCUUGAUCGCUGCCCCCGCAUAUCCGAUGUUGCUGGCAAUCCAGUUUGAGCCGCAGGCGUCUACCGCAGAUUACGUGUUCAUGUCCAUCCAGCUCGGGCUUGUCACCUUGGAAUGGUUUGCGGACCAGCAACAGUGGGACUACCAUGGCGCCAAAAAGCAAUACCAGGAAUCUGCCAAGGUUCCUCCAGGAUACACGCACGCCGAGGUGGAGCAAGGGUUCGUUUCGAGCGGUCUCUGGGCUUAUAGUCGGCACCCCAACUUUGCCGCCGAGCAGACCAUUUGGUUCCUGCUCUACCAGUGGAGCUGUUAUGACACAAAGGUCCUGUACAGCUGGGCGGCUGUCGGUUCGGUAUCUCUGCUCUCGCUGUUCCAGGGCUCGACGUGGCUCACAGAGCUCAUCACUGCUGGAAAGUACCCGGACUAUAAGGACUAUCAGAAGCAGGUUGGCAUGUUCGUACCUACAGGACCGGCCUACAAGGCACGGGCUAUGUCCAAGGGGCCCAAGAUCAUCAAGACGAGCGAGCUUGCGAAGAAGAAUGAGGCGAAGAAGCACAAGUAAAGGUUUGGUGCCAUAUCGGAAUCCCUCGGAGACACCACUAAAUCUGUCAGCUUAUUUAGCGAGUGAGGCGCAAUCACUUGGAUAUGAUUUAGCAUCAUACAGUGCGGUUCAGAAUACAGUGCUCAAUGCUGAUUUCAAAGUGACUGACAUGUAUGCUAAGACGAAGGAUAGCACAUGCCAAGGAAUUUCGGGAGUUCGGGAUUAUUGAUUAUCAAACCUUUGUCCCCAUUUUGCGGGAUGACAUAUCUUGCAAGGCUAGAUCCGACUUUACUUUUCAAGAUUCUUCGUCCGAUUAGCGCGGGUUUGCCGAGUAUGUACAUCGGCAGGUACCUUAUCUACCUUAUGUCACAC